AUGGGGGAACUCGGCUGGGCCGAUGUAGGUAUUGUUAUUGGGUAUUUUACAUUGCUGUCUGUUUUGGCAUUUUGGGCGUCAUGUCGAGGCAAGGCAAACGGAGUAAAAGACUAUUUUUUGGCGGGAAGAAAUAUGCUUUGGGUGCAGAUUGGGGCUUCUCUGUUCGCCACUAAUUUUGGUUUGAAUUUUUUCAUUGGAAUGUCGGGGUCGGCUGCAGCUAGUGGACUCGGUGUUACAGUUUACGAAUGGCACGCAAUAUUUAUUUUGAUUUUAUUAGGGUGGUUUUUCGUUCCUGUUUAUGUGUCGUCAGGGGCCUAUACGAUGCCCCAGUAUUUAAAGAAGAGGUUUGGUGGCAAAAGAUUGCGGACCUACUUAUCCUUGCUGUCAAUAUUUCUGUUGGUGGUCCAAAGGAUAUCGGUAAAUAUGUAUUCGGGAGCGCUGUUUGUACAACAAGCCAUGGGCUGGAAUAUGUAUAUCUCCAUUAUCAGCGUCACAGCUUUCACGACACUCUUUACUAUAUUAGGUGGUCUGUCGGCUAUCGUUUGGGCACACUGUUUUCAAAUUGUCGCCAUUUUGAUUUGUUCCACCUACCUCACAGUGUUGGCAUUCAUUAGAGUAGGUGGUAUGGAGGCCUUGUUUGAAAAAUAUAUGAUGUCUGCUGCUAAUAUGACGUCAUGUGAUCCUAGAAUGGGAUUGCCCCGCGAGGAUUCCCUUCACAUAUUUCGCGACCCAGUGACGUCAGACGUACCAUGGACAGGAGCUGUGUUUGGGUUAACUCCAAUGGCGAUUUUAGCCUUCUGUACAGAUCAAGUGAUGGUUCAAAGAGUUCUGGCAGCUAAAACCCAUUCCCAUGCUAAAGGUGGUGUUAUUUUUGCUGCGUGGUUAAAAAUUACUCCAUUUUUCUUGGUGAUUCUUCCUGGUAUGAUAGGACGAGUUCUCUUUCCUGAUGAAAUCGGAUGCGUGGAACCGGAACUGUGUAUGGAGGUUUGUGAGAAUCCACAUGGAUGUUCUAACUUGGUGUAUCCCAAAUUGAUCGUGGAACUUUUGCCGAACUUUGUGCGAGGUUUAAUGACGGCUGGUAUGCUCUCAGCUCUAAUGGGAACCUUAACUUCGAUCUUUAACAGUGCCAGUAGCAUGUUCACUUUAGAUCUGUGGCCACGAUGCAGACCUAAAGCUUCAGAGAGGGAGCUCAUGGUUGUUAGCAAGGUGUUUAUCGUAGGCUUGAUGUGUACCAGUUUGCUUUGGAUGCCAAUUUUAGAGAAUAAUCAAGGGGGACAACUGUGGAAUUAUAUACAAGCAAUGGCCGCCUACAUUGCACCACCAUUUCCGGUUGUAUUUUUACUGGGUGUUGCUUGGCAACGAACUACUGAGCAGGGGGCGUUCUGGAGUUUGAUAUCUGGGCUCUUGGUCGGACUAACACGGUUGGUACUGGAUAUUUCAUACCAGAAACCUGCCUGUGGUGAGACAGAUACCAGACCAACACUUCUGUCUAGCGUCCAUUUUCUUCAUUUUGCCGCCAUUAUUACAGUUAUAUCGUUUGUUGUUUGUGUGGUCGUUAGUUUAUGUACACAGCCACGUUCUGAAGUUCAGGUGAGUUGUCUGUCCUUGCUGACUGAUUGA
Lottia gigantea (owl limpet) is the source of this 1620-nucleotide messenger RNA. RefSeq lists its product as hypothetical. The record is from RefSeq and is a predicted model, not a curated record. NCBI's taxonomy places the organism in Eukaryota, Metazoa, Mollusca, Gastropoda, Lottiidae. Gene Ontology annotation, biological process: transmembrane transport. The transcript has 12 exons. Gene Ontology annotation, cellular component: plasma membrane. Gene Ontology annotation, molecular function: D-glucose:sodium symporter activity. The coding region runs from base 1 to 1620 and encodes 539 amino acids.